Dibothriocephalus latus is the source of this 519-nucleotide messenger RNA. NCBI's taxonomy places the organism in Eukaryota, Metazoa, Platyhelminthes, Cestoda, Diphyllobothriidea, Diphyllobothriidae. The record is from the annotation of a GenBank genome assembly.
AUGGUCGCUGAAUUCCAGGAAACCAGGUCAGAUCAGAGCGAUAAGACCUUUACUGCCGAUGGCCUGUCGAUCACUUCCGUCACUGUGACAGGAGACAGCGCAAAACCACAGGAAGAGGAAGAAGAGCGUUUGCACAAUGAUUUCGAGAGGGAUAUAAGGACACAGGGAAUUCAAGUUGACAUAAAGCCUAGCAAAUACUUUGAGGGAACAAUGAGACAAAUUUUCAGUCCUUCGAGAACCAGCACUGAUGAACAGUCUACAACAGUUGGAUCCGUGGUAAGAAGACAGAAAAACAUCUCGGCUAAGGUUAACGUGCGGCUGCCUAUUAUAAAGACGAGGCCAGGCACCUGUACACCCGGCGGACCGGGCCGGCACGGCGUACUUACGACUAAACAUCCCAAGCCCCUUCCACCAUAUUACGCUCCGGCCUUACUGAAACGGUUGCACGAUGAAUACAUGGCUCUUGGGGCAUGCUCCAAGAAAAGGAUGGUCUACUUCAACCGACUCGUGGAACCGUGA